Molecule: messenger RNA, 2376 nt
Organism: Gloeophyllum trabeum ATCC 11539
Lineage: Eukaryota; Fungi; Basidiomycota; Agaricomycetes; Gloeophyllales; Gloeophyllaceae
Exons: 5
Coding region: 1-2376 (791 amino acids)
Source: RefSeq, a predicted model, not a curated record
AUGAAGAUCUCGAUGACGAGGCCCAGUAACUGCCAAAUCUGGAAGUGUUCAACGCCCGAUUUGGCAGUUACCUUGUCGCUGUGGCUUGCGACCCUGGACUUCGAGUGGCACACGGGCCUAGAUAUAGCAUACUCCGCCACUCCCGAGCAUAAUCCUUCAAGCUUCAUGUCGAACGGUGUUUCCUCUUCGACAGCCGCGCCAACGCGCAGAUUGCGAAAUACAAGGCAGCGCGAGGAGCGACGCGGGCGGACCACAGCUACACCCGCGUUGUUGGGUGGGAGACGCGCGAAACGAGCAAAUAAAGUGAAGAUCGAAACCCCUCCGGCCCACCUGCCUGCGCAGGAUGGAGAGCCUUCCCUACACUCGCAGCAGGCGGGACAAGAUGGACAGGACACUGCCUUGGAGUCCGAGCGCGAUCGUCGCGCAGGAUCUCCCCUUGCACCCGCAAACCUCUCGCCUAUAUUGUCGCACCUGCCAUCCCGACGUACCACUCCUCCCCGGGCACCUUCAAUUCCAGACGAAACCCUUAAUGCUGGCUUCCCUAGUGCUGAACCAAACCACGGGCUAUCAUCUUCCUCGCCUUUAACUGCCUCUGAAGGAGCCGAAUCUAUUCUCGCGGGUUCCCCCAGUAAACUUGCACAGCCUGGCAGGUCCUCGCUCAAGCGUAAACGAUCGCGACCUUCCCUGAUUCCUGGAGACGGAGACCAGCGUCGACGUUCCUUUCCCGUAUCGACGCAUUCCGGAUACAACCCCGUCCUCCCCCCCGCGAUUCCUUACAUUGAACCCUCCAAAUCAUUUACGCGUGCUCAGCCUGCGAAUCCAUUUCUCGGCCCACCCAAUCGAACACGUCAACGACGCAUCUUCCGGGCGAGUUCUCCUCUGGACUUGGACGAGGCGGUUCGUCCUGUCCUCUCUGCCGAUGAACCGAGCAAGGCGGGUCGCUCGAUUCUGAGGUCGUCCUCGUCUCCUCCACAGUCAGGUCGUACUCCGGCGAGCCGCAGAAGUCAGGCACCACCGCCCGACGCGAUUCCCGAUAUGGACGCAUCUGGGGCACUGAAUGAAGCUCUGCAAGACCGUGACCCGUACCAGAGUGCGUCCGCUGCAGGCUUUACUACGCAGCUAAAUCCACCACCACCGGCAUUCGAGCGAUCUCUUGUGUCCCCUGAUGCUAGACCUGGUUACCCCCAGGCUCACCGUGAGACUGAGGACAUUGUUCCUCCCGUUGCUGAACCAAGCCGUAAUAUCAAUGUCGCUCUUCCCCAACCGUCAUCUGCGAGUAGGAGCUCACCACUUACCAACAAUGUCAACGUAGAGUCAUCCGCGUUAUCGCAUGACGGGGCGCCUGCCGCUGGUCUUGGUUUAUCUGGUGUAACACCGAUCGCUUCACAUGGCAACGUCGGAGCAUCUUCGCAGGCUGCUGAGCCCUCUUCACGCUCCGCCGAUAUCCCGGAAAUGGUACCAAAUGGUCACUCGCCGAUCCACACCGAAGAUCUAAUUCAUGUCGAUCCACCAUUGAACCGAGAGCCUCACCCUCCGCAGGGCAGCCCAUCGAGAUCUCCGCAUUCCGUCGUGCCUCGUUAUCCGUCUCACCCUGCCACCCCGUCUGGGCGUGCCAGCUCGCCAGUGUCAGAAGGAGAACAAUGCGAGGGCCCCAUGUACGUGGCGGAUUUCACCUAUCCCCCACCCCCAAAGUACGCUGCCUAUGGGGCGAAUUGGCUUGACGCUAUGGCCGACACACUUAACCAGUCAAUGUCGUACUUGAAGCACGAGAUUCAGCAAGUAAUCGAGGAGAGCAUGGUUAUAUUCGCAGAGAUGACGCUGUUGAAGCAGGAAGUUGAUCGCGAGGAAGUAUGGAUGAACAAGUUCAUUUGGAGGAUUGAGCAGAUAUGUGGGGAGGCACUCGCGAAUGAUCUGCUGAACAAGGCAACCGAGGAGGCGAAGCGCGAAAUACAGGCUUGGGAGUUGGCCCGACGAGGCGACGCCAACUCAGACGCUACAGACGCGGGAUUUGAAGUUAGACCGUUGGAAGUGGAGGACCGGAGCGACAAUCCACAUGAAGAGCCUGUGGAGCCUGUUCGUCCAAGAGUUGACAAGGGCAAAAGGCGAGCCACCAGUGCUGAGCUCGAGUAUGAGGACGAAGUCGAGUCUUCUGCAGCACGAGAAAAUCUGUCAGAUGCUGCAGCCUUGGUCAUGCAGGCGUCCAACCUUACAGGCAGCGUGCCACAGGACGACCCUCACCAUCGCGUCGCAACUAGCCACCAUCUGAGUCCGCCGGUGGGUCGGAAGCGCUCAAGGGAGGAACGAGAGUGUGAAGGAGAAGACGUCCAGGAGAACGAUAGACUGCAGAAGAAACAUAAUCAUCGACUCUCCCGGUAG